Molecule: messenger RNA, 1026 nt
Organism: Apis mellifera (honey bee)
Lineage: Eukaryota; Metazoa; Arthropoda; Insecta; Hymenoptera; Apidae
Product: ciliogenesis and planar polarity effector 2
Exons: 4
Coding region: 297-1004 (235 amino acids)
Molecular function (GO): GTP binding; GTPase activity
Source: RefSeq, a predicted model, not a curated record
AUACUUGUUGGAAUAUAUCAUUUAUCAGAAUUCAUGAAAAGAAAAGUGACUUUUAUAAAAAUUAUACUUUAAUUGAUAAAAUCAUCUAUGAUAAAAGAAAAAUUUUUUAUUUGAGUUUCUUUUAUCUUUUUAAUUGAAUUUCAUUCAAACAUUCAAAUUUUAAAACAACAAUUAUUACAUGAUAACUUGCAAAAUAUGUAGCAGUUUUUGUAAUCGUAAUCAUCGUAGCUAUAAUAGCCAAUAUUUAUAGGAAAUUUAUUAAAUUUCAUUUUUUGGUUUUUUCUAUAAACCUUUUCAUGACAGCAAUAAACGUAAAUUGGUUGCAUUCAGUUGAGGGAGAAUCAUUGAUGCAUCAUUUUUAUAUAAACACAUCUAAGAAAAGAAGAUUUUAUGGUAUUCUUGAAAGACCACCUUUACCUUCUUCGAUUGAAGAAGUUACAUAUAAAAUUUUUAUGAUUGGAAGAUCUGGAGUAGGAAAAACUGCUGUUGUAGCUCGACUUGCUGGAAUAUUAGAAUCUAAUACUUAUACUGAAACUAAUGGAAUAAAAAAGACAAAUGUAUUUUGGCCAGUUAAGAUAUGGGAUAAAGUUGUAUUGUUUAAAUUACAAUUUUGGGAUACUUCAGAAGCAAGCAUUAAAAAAUAUAAUCACAUAUUGCCUGCAUGCAAAGACAAAGUAGAUGCUAUAUGUUCCGUAUUUUCUUUUGAUGAUGCAACAGGAUUUAAUGAUGUACCAUAUUUGAUGAAUACUAUGACAGCCAUAAAAGAGAAACCGGCAAAUAUAGUAAUAGGAACAAAAUUUAAACCAUGGUCCAGUUCUACAAUAGAAGAUGCACGGAUAAAAGAAUUUGAAGACAAAUGGAAAGUUAAAGUUAUUAGAAUUGAUAUUAAUAAAUUUCCUAUAAGAUCUGAAGUGUUUGACUGUUCUUAUCAGCUAAAUACUAUAUGUAAUAUUCUUUGGAAUAGAGAUAAAGAAUUUAUAUCUAAACAAAUGGGACAAAACUAACAAAUCUUUCUAUAUAUUUUUA